UCAUAGGAACCAAAACAAGGAAGUAGCAGGAAACAUGUGUAGUAGCGACGUUAGAGAACAACUCUUUAAACGUUGACUGUUUUUUUUUUUUAUUACUUAAAAUACACAAAUUACGUGAAAUAACAUGUAAAGGAGUCAUUUGUGUAGUAUUAUUUAGAGCCUUUUGUAUAAACAGAGAUUGUUAGCUCAUUUGUAAAUGCUUUAGUUUUCUCUGGAGUAAUGAAGUGGUUCAGGUGUCCAGCUCGACACGGAUAUGCGGUGGAAAUGUCCCCGUUUCUCCCCAACGUACUGGCCUGUGCUACAGCUCAGUAUUACGGCAUAGCAGGAUGUGGAACGCUGCUAGUUCUGGAACAGAGGGAUUCGGAUGUCGUGCUCAUGAGAAGCUUUGACUGGAACGAUGGGCUCUUUGACGUGACGUGGAGCGAGAACAACGAGCAUGUGCUGGUGACCGGAGCUGGUGAUGGCUCAUUGCAGAUUUGGGACACGGCCAACCCACAGGGGCCUAUUCGAGUGCUGAAGGAGCACACUCAAGAGGUAUACGCAGUGGAUUGGAGCCAGACACGGGCUGAGAACCUGGUGGUGUCAGGAUCCUGGGAUCACACAGCCAAAGUGUGGGAUCCAGAGCGCCCCCAGUCCAUGUGCACACUUCAGGGGCAUGAGGGAGUCGUAUACAGCACCAUUUGGUCUCCACACAUCCCAGCCUGCUUCGCCUCAGCUUCAGGAGAUGGCACGCUGAGAGUUUGGGACGUAAAAGCAGGCUCGUGUCGAUUGGCUAUUCCGGCACACAAAGCAGAGAUCCUUAGCUGUGAUUGGUGCAAGUAUGACCAGAACGUGUUGGCGACAGGAGCCGUUGACUCCAGUGUGUGUGUGUGGGAUCUACGUAACGUUCGGCAGCCUGUAGCUCAAAUGCUGGGUCAUUCCUAUGCCAUCCGGAGAGUAAAGUUCUCACCGUUUAACAAGACCACGUUGGCGUCCUGCUCCUAUGACUUCACAGUCAGGGUCUGGGAUUUCUCCAGGAGUCCGCCGCUGCUCGACACCAUGGAGCACCACUCGGAGUUCGUAUGCGGCCUGGACUUCAGUCUGCACAUCCCCAACCAGAUGGUGGACUGUUCCUGGGAUGAGACGGUAAAAAUCUACACUCCUCCAUGUCUGGCUGCUAUGCAACCCAGCACAGAGUAAAGAGAAGAUGGCAGCAGGGCUUCGAGUCAACAAGUUUGCCACCGCACUUUUCCUAAAGGAGCAGGACCAUCCACAUGACUAAUACAGGGUGAAACAGAUCCUGAUGAAUUUUGGAGCUUCUUCUCAGAGCGAACCUGAAACCUGGUCUUUAAGUCAGUUUGGAAAUCAACGGUGUGUCAAAGUUUCACCAACUAGACACUUUACUGGUCUACAUGCAGGUUCACAGUCAGUUUGUUUUAAGUCAUGUGACUCCUAAUGACUGAUCCAUGACAUCGGUGAUAAUAUCAUAUGGGAAGUAAUUUAUCCAAAUAACCAAAUAGUUCAUCAUUUUAAUAAAAUAAUUGGUAGAUUCUA
This is a messenger RNA of Tachysurus fulvidraco (yellow catfish), 1533 nucleotides long. RefSeq names its product peroxisomal biogenesis factor 7 (gene pex7). Gene Ontology annotation, molecular function: protein binding. Gene Ontology annotation, cellular component: cytosol; peroxisomal matrix. The transcript has 10 exons. Gene Ontology annotation, biological process: protein import into peroxisome matrix. The record is from RefSeq and is a predicted model, not a curated record. The coding region runs from base 220 to 1179 and encodes 319 amino acids. Lineage: Eukaryota; Metazoa; Chordata; Actinopteri; Siluriformes; Bagridae.